Messenger RNA from Striga asiatica, 1290 nucleotides. NCBI's taxonomy places the organism in Eukaryota, Viridiplantae, Streptophyta, Magnoliopsida, Lamiales, Orobanchaceae. The record is from the annotation of a GenBank genome assembly.
CUACAAAGAAAAAAAAAAAAGACAAAAACAAUAAAAAAACGCGGGAGAACAAUUUCAUCAUUUUCCCCUUUUCUUUCCAUGGCAAGUUUUAUUUCCGUUCCCUCCGUCGUCCCAAACUUCCAUUGCAGCCGCCGCGAUCCAAUUCUCCGUCAAAAACACGGCCGGAAAAUCCGCAAACUCCGGUGCUGCUCAAAGAGACCAAUCAACCACUCAUCACCCAACGACAAAAAAUCCGAACCUGAAAAGAUGGUCCUGAAAAUCGCUUGGUACGGAUCUGAACUUCUCGGAGUAGCUGCUUCACUCCUCCGUUCUCCGGCGAAGUCUGAGGACACCGGAGCCGCCGUUGAGCUCGCUGUAGACGGAUUAGGGAAAGUCGAUCGAGCCGCCGUCGUGGAGACCAUCAAGGAGGAUUUCAGAAGAUCAUAUUUCGUUACAGGAAACCUUGCGCUUGAUGCUUAUGAAGAGGACUGUGAAUUUGCUGACCCGGCAGGCUCAUUCCGUGGUCUAAGUCGUUUCAAAAGGAACUGCACGAAUUUUGGGUAUCUAAUCGAAAGGUCGGAUAUGAAGCUCAUGAAAUGGGAGGAUUUUAAGGAUAAAGGAAUCGGGCACUGGCGUUUCAGCUGUGUCAUGGCUUUCCCGUGGAAGCCUAUACUAUCAGAAUGCGAGCCUCAGGGGAGUGUUUGCAAUGCUUUCAAGGGAUACUCUACUGGCUAUACAGAGUAUUACUUUGAUGAAAAAUCUGGGAGAGUAUGCAGGCACGCUGAACACUGGAAUGUUCCAAAAAUGGCUCUUUUGAAGCAGUUAUUGAGGCCUAGCAGGGGACCUAGGAAAUAAAGCCCCAAGUAGAAACAUGAUAUGUUUGAACUUGAUGAGGACAAAGCAAUUCAUGACCUUCCCAUAAUACUAGGUAAGAACUGUCCGUAUACAUUAUCUGUAUAUAUGUUGCUCGUUUGGGUUUAAUUUCCUGCUAAAAACUGUUGUAAUAUGAGUGUUAAAUAAUGAAGUCAACCAUCUCCUCUUAACUACUAAUCUCUUGGGACUAUUGUUAAUAGUUGAGUGUAAACAAAUUGAAUGAGACAAAUUGAAUGGGAACCAAUAUCUCAUCUUUUCUUGAAUUGCGUGAAGAGAUUUAUCAUCAAAUUUGUCCUUUUCCCAAAUGAUUGUCCAAUUAAAUUAUAAUAACAAUUUUGAGUAUUGGAUACUGUGCCAAUUUGAUGGCAAUUUGUCUAUUCCUCUCCCAAUGGCUUCUUUACUUUAUCGGAAUAAUUAUUUUGCUCCCUUAUCUUUCAG